AUGUCAGUUCACACUCCAGAAGUUUUAUGGGCUCAACGUUCAAGCGAAUCCGAUGAUACCAAGAACAAUUUGUUCAUUACCAUCAAUAUUCCAGACUGUACGAACCCUAAAAUGGAAUUAACCGAAAAUUCUUUGGAAUUCAGUGCACUAUCUAAGUAUCACAGUAAAGAUGGGAUCAAAUACCAUUUGCACAUUGACUUCUACAAGCCAAUUGAUACGGAAAACUCGGAGCAGAGGGUAGCUAACGGUAGAAACUACUUUUUGGUGUUAAGGAAGAAAGAUUUAGGCCUUGAAUACUGGCCCAGAUUGACCAAGGAGAAGCUUAAGUAUCAUUACAUUAAAACCGACUUUGAUAAAUGGGUUGACGAAGAUGAACAAGAAGAGAAUGUUGCUGCUGAUAACGACUUGAUGUCACAAUUUGGCCAAAUGGGGGGCGCUGGCUUCCCUGGAAUGGAACAAGGUUUCAAUCCACAAGCCUUCGCUGACGCCGGAAUCAACCUGGAUGAGGCAUUACCAGAAGAAGAUGAUGAAGAUGACGAAGAAAAAGCUGAAUAG
Kluyveromyces lactis is the source of this 555-nucleotide messenger RNA. It is a transcript of the gene SBA1, whose product is annotated as Hsp90 cochaperone SBA1. The transcript has a single exon. NCBI's taxonomy places the organism in Eukaryota, Fungi, Ascomycota, Saccharomycetes, Saccharomycetales, Saccharomycetaceae. The record is from RefSeq and is a predicted model, not a curated record. The coding region runs from base 1 to 555 and encodes 184 amino acids. Gene Ontology annotation, biological process: protein folding; chaperone-mediated protein complex assembly. Gene Ontology annotation, molecular function: Hsp90 protein binding; protein-folding chaperone binding. Gene Ontology annotation, cellular component: nucleus; cytosol.